GUGACUUGUCACACCUAAUAAGAGAUAACAGCGCCAUCUUGUUAUGCAAUCUAUUUUAAUCAGACAUAUUGUGUGUUUAUCUAUUUGUAAGAUUUACCGUUAAAGACUACUAAUACUUCAAGUUCGAAAUUUAAAAAUCAAGAUAAUUCACAAUGGCCCAGAACAGAAUGCCGGAAUGUGACUACGAGAGAAUACGGAGGAAUUAUUUAUAUUUAGUAGAGAAUUUAUUACCUAAAACAAUCACAGGACAUCUCUUCCAAUAUGGCGUCAUUAAUCACGACGAACUGGAGGAAAUUACUCUUAAAGAAGAAAAUAAAGGUAGAAAAGCCGGGGCUGAAAUUCUAAUAAGAAAAUUACGAUGGUGUGCUGGGGAUUCGUAUAACUUGUUUAUUAAGAGUCUGGAAGAAAAUGGCUACCAUGAUGUAGUCCAGACUUUAAAGACAGACGAUAAAGCAGGUGAAACUCAAGCAGAAACUACUAGACAAACUUUACCUCUUGAAGAGGAAAAACAAUAUUGUAGAAAACACAAGAAUGAAGAAAUAGACGUCUACUGUAUGGAUUGUAACCGGACAUGUUGUUACAUUUGUCGUCAGGGACUUCACAAAAAUCAUAAACUAUCUGAUUUACACGAAGCUGAAGAAAACUGGAAAGAACAAUUCCUAAAACUUAAAACAGAGUCUGACAAAAAGAUAAAACAACUACAAGAACAUUCUGACUUUUUAAAGUCUAAAAUAUCUGACCUAAACAAAUCUUGUCAGGCCGCGUGUGAUAAUGUUGACAAGAAUGUUAAAAACAUUUGUGAUAAAGUAACCGCGUUAGGAAGUGGAAUUAAAGAUGAUAUUAUUAAAGUGAAAAAUGACGAGAUUAUAAAAUUAACCAAUGCGAUACAGGAAGCUGGCAAGAUGACAUCUAAUAUGGAAGAAUGUUCGGAUUAUUCUGAUCUUAAGUUACAACAAAGAUCUUUAAUUACGUGUCUGGACAAACUGGCCGAUGUGCAGACAAACAAAAAUCAAGAUAUAUCGUCAUAUUUACAAACCCCUGUGAUACGACAUCCAUUUUAUGACAUGGUGAAGAUUGACGUAGAAUCAUUAAAACAACAAAUGAAUGAAAUGAGAAUCAUGGAUGGUCCAACUUUUACCAGUAGUUUUAAUGUAAACCAGAUAGUGAAGACAGACUGGAAUUACUAUGGUGAUGAUUUAAUGAUACAAGGAAUGCCAUGGUGUGUAGGUGUUAAACAUCGUACAGAUACACAAACAUUGGGUGUUUACAUGUGGUUGAAUAAGGUAGAGGAUAAAACAGUUAAAGGCGUUACAGCUGAUGUUACAUCUGAACUGUUAAAUAUCAACAGUGGUAGUAGGCAUAUAGUGAAUAGAGGUACAGGAACAUCAUAUAUACCCGGUGGACAAACAUGGGGUUUUCAUAGCUUUAUAGACUGGGAUACACUCAUUAAUCCUGAUAAUGGUUACCUUGACGACGAGGUUAUGUUCACACUACAAACAACUGUCAAAAUAGAUAAAAUAGAUAGAAAUUAAUCUGAACAUCACUCUGAUUAAAAUACAGAUGUAUAUUUCGUUUCGUUUUUUUUAUACUUUCGAUGGUCUACACUACAUGAAGAUCUGAUAGGUUGUAGCGAAUGGUCGCGUCAGAGGUCAU
Messenger RNA from Patella vulgata (common limpet), 1653 nucleotides. RefSeq lists its product as uncharacterized. The record is from RefSeq and is a predicted model, not a curated record. Gene Ontology annotation, molecular function: zinc ion binding; protein binding. Lineage: Eukaryota; Metazoa; Mollusca; Gastropoda; Patellidae. Gene Ontology annotation, biological process: regulation of apoptotic process. The transcript has 3 exons. The coding region runs from base 153 to 1532 and encodes 459 amino acids.